Contarinia nasturtii (swede midge) is the source of this 1288-nucleotide messenger RNA. RefSeq names its product protein 5NUC-like. Gene Ontology annotation, biological process: AMP catabolic process. Gene Ontology annotation, cellular component: plasma membrane. The transcript is spliced from 3 exons. The record is from RefSeq and is a predicted model, not a curated record. Bases 79 to 1254 code for a protein of 391 amino acids. NCBI's taxonomy places the organism in Eukaryota, Metazoa, Arthropoda, Insecta, Diptera, Cecidomyiidae. Gene Ontology annotation, molecular function: 5'-nucleotidase activity.
UCAACGUGAACGAUUUUAUUUUAUCAGCUGUGUAUAACACAUAUUUUUUUAUUUUUACGUUGAAUCGAUGUGCGAAUAAUGUCGAAAUUAAUCAAAUUUAGUAUUGUUUUGUUGUUAGUGGCUUCGGUAGCGAGUGCCGUUCCAAUUGAAAAUAAAGAGUCUGCAUUGGAUUUCAUCCUGUUGCACAAUAAUGAUUUGCACGCACACUUCGAAGAAAUGUCAGAUUCCGGCAGUGAAUGUUCACCGGAAAGGGCUCUAGAACACAAAUGCUACGGCGGCUUUGGGCGAGCUGCAACUCUCAUCAAACGAUAUCGAGCCGAUCAUCAGACAAGGAAUGGGUUGCCGGUUCUGUUUCUAAAUGGAGGUGAUACAUACACGGGAACACCUUAUUUUCAAAUGUUCAAAGACAAAAUUGCAUCGGAAUUCAUGAACAUAUUGAAACCGGAUGUUGCCUUAUUGGCCAAAUAUCGUCCAAGUGUUGAAGCUCUAACCAAAGAUAUUAUUACCUAUUCAAAAGUUGAAUUGAAAAAUGACUGUCGUGAUUGCGAUUGUAAUAUUGGAAAUUUGAUAACUGAUGCAUUUGUCUAUAAUCGAGUACAAAUGUAUGAUAGAUCAGAUGCCGCAUGGACGGAUGCUUCAAUUGCUUUUAUCAAUGCUGGAGCAAUUCGUAGUGGUGCUACAAUUGGAAAUCUUUCAAAAUUCACACUUUCAACAAUAUUACCAUUUGAUGAUAGAUUGCAUAUUGUGCACAUUCCUGGACGUGAAGUGAAAAAAACUUUAGAGCAUACAAUGAAAGGAUUCGUACUUGGUGAUUAUACGCGAGGCUAUUUGCAAAUGUCUGGUGUGCGUGUCGUUUACAAUCUGCAGAAAGAAGAAGGCCAACGUGUUCAUUCUGUUGAAGUGUUGUGCGCCAACUGUACUGCACCGACAUACGAACCACUUGAUGAACAGAAAACCUAUGGAGUUAUUCUUAGUACAUUCAUAUUUGAAGGGGGUGAUAGUUUUUCUAUGUUCAAAUCGUAUAAUGCGGUCGAUACGAAGAUCAAAAUGGCAGACGCAGUUAUUAAUUACAUACGUCGCUUUGAAUCGAUCUAUCCAGCAAUCGAAGGACGAAUUAGAUUCAUUGGAGUAAAUGAGGUUAUUGAUAACGUAUCUACCUCUGCAUCGAAUGUAGUGACACCAUUUUCAGUUGUUAUGCUGAUUGCAACAACCCUGUUGCUUUUUGCAAUUUUUUUUUAUUCAAUAAUAUCAUAGUUAGGUAAAGAUUCGAAGUAUUAAACCAAAAAUU